Molecule: messenger RNA, 924 nt
Organism: Entrophospora candida
Lineage: Eukaryota; Fungi; Glomeromycota; Glomeromycetes; Entrophosporales; Entrophosporaceae
Source: the annotation of a GenBank genome assembly
AUGAUUAUACCAGCUGAAUUCGAAAAAUUAAAACACUCAAUAGCAGGCGCUAUUGCAGGAGGUGUAAGUUCAGUGGUUACGUGUCCUCUAGAUGUGGUAAAAACAAGGUUACAAAAUCAAGGAAAAAUCUCUCUCGACCACAGACCAGGUGUACCUUUGUAUCACGGAACUGGAAGUGCAUUAAAAAGAAUAUGGCUGGAAGAAGGCAUUCAAGGAUUAUAUCGCGGUCUUGGCCCCACAAUGUAUGGAUAUUUACCAACUUGGGCAAUUUAUUUUUCUGCAUAUGAUUAUUUUAAACUAGCUUUAUCAGAGAAUGCAGAUAAACGACUAGAUGAUAAUAAAUGGGUCGUACAUAUACUGGCUGCUAUGGGCGCAGGAGCUACAAGUACCGUGGCCACUAAUCCAUUAUGGGUGAUUAAAACAAGAUUUAUGACACAAAAUCAUAUGACAUCAUACAGAUACAAGAACACAAUUCAUGCAUUUACUACAAUUUAUGCUCAUGAAGGCAUCAAAGGAUUUUACAAAGGUCUUGGUCCUUCUUUGAUGGGUGUUAGUCAUGUAGCAGUACAAUUUCCAUUAUAUGAAAAAAUGAAAGUCUGGUUAAAAUCGCCUGAUCAAGAACAUUUAUCCAAUCUAUCAAUCUUAUCCGCUUCAUCAUCCUCAAAAAUGGCUGCAUCAUUAGCCACUUAUCCACAUGAGGUGGUUCGUACCAGACUACAAAAUCAAACUGUCAAGCCAUUCAAAUACAAAGGUGUUUGGAAUGCAAUUAAAUUGAUUAAUAAAGAGGAAGGUUUGAUGGCUUUCUAUAAAGGGAUGUCAACAAAUUUGCUUAGAACCGUUCCUUCUAGUGCUUUGACUAUAUUAAUCUACGAAAUAUUAAUAAGGAAACUUAAUUCAACUUCACCAUCUUCUUCUGAUAAAUAA